This is a messenger RNA of Dunckerocampus dactyliophorus (ringed pipefish), 4158 nucleotides long. RefSeq names its product DnaJ heat shock protein family (Hsp40) member B5 (gene dnajb5). Bases 200 to 1306 code for a protein of 368 amino acids. The record is from RefSeq and is a predicted model, not a curated record. Gene Ontology annotation, biological process: negative regulation of transcription by RNA polymerase II. Lineage: Eukaryota; Metazoa; Chordata; Actinopteri; Syngnathiformes; Syngnathidae. The transcript is spliced from 4 exons. Gene Ontology annotation, cellular component: cytosol. Gene Ontology annotation, molecular function: protein-folding chaperone binding.
GCGUUAUUUUCUCUCCUGACGUCACUUGAGACGGAACCGGUGAGAGAGAGAGACAGCGAGAGAACCGGAGAGAGGCAACCGGGCCGGAGUGGAAGCGAGGAAGCCGGGAAGCCGAACCAUGGUGAUGUGAACAGCCAGAACCUCAUCUCUUAUUGCCACAGCCUUACUUGAAGAAGGGGUAGAGAGUGUGUGUACAGUCAUGGGGAAGGACUACUACAAGACCCUGGGCAUCCCCAAGGGCUCCAACGAGGAGGAGAUCAAGAAGGCCUAUCGGCGCAUGGCCCUGCGCUUCCACCCUGAUAAGAAUACGGAAGCCAACGCGGAGGAGAAGUUCAAGGAGAUUGCAGAGGCCUACGAAGUGCUCAGCGACCCUAAGAAGAGGCUGGUCUAUGAUCAGCUGGGGGAGGAAGGUUUAAAGACAGGGGGCAGCAGCUCUUCAGGUGCUCCUGGUACGUCAACACACCACUACACUUUCCAUGGAGACCCCCACGCCACCUUUGCGUCCUUCUUCGGGGGCUCCAACCCCUUCGACAUGUUUUUCGGCGCAAACCGCAGCCACGGUCGUGGCAACGGCUUCUCCUUCCACAACGACCACAGUAACGACACCGAGCAGGACAUGGACAUGGAGGACGAUGAGUCCUUCACUCACUUCGGGAGGCACUUCGCUUUUCCUGGAGGGAUGAACAACGGCUUCCCAGCGGAAGGCCGCAGAAGGAGGGGUGGACCCUCAGAGCGCCAGGGGGCAGCUCGAAAGCACCAGGACCCCCCGGUGGUCCACGAGUUGAUGAUCUCGCUGGAAGAGAUCUUCCUCGGCUGCACAAAACGCAUGAAGAUCACCCGCCGUAGGCUGAAUCCAGAUGGAAGGAGCAUGAGGACCGAGGACAAGAUUCUCAAUAUUGUGAUCAAGAAGGGCUGGAAGGAGGGGACCAAGAUCACCUUCCCUAAGGAAGGAGACCAGACCCCUGAAAAUAUCCCUGCUGACAUUGCCUUUGUGCUUAAAGACAAGGGACAUGCCCACUUCAAGAGAGACGGUUCCAACAUUAUCUACAACUGCAAGAUUAGUCUCAAAGAGGCCUUGUGCGGCUGCACAGUUAGCAUCCCCACGCUGGAAAAGCACAUCAUCUCGCUGCCGUGUCACGACAUCAUCAAACCCGGAACGGUGAAGCGACUCAGAGGGGAAGGCCUUCCUUUCCCAAAGAACCCUUCACAGCGCGGGGACCUCAUUGUGGAGUUUUCAGUUCGUUUUCCCGACAGGAUCCCGCCUCAGUCCCGAGAGAUUAUCAGACUCCACCUGCCUCCAUCAUAAGAAGAUUCAGAGACAAAUAUGGUGACUGAAACAUCCUCUACAUCGUGAACAAGCCCCUCGUGAGUCAUGUUAGUGCAUUCGGCAUUUAACAAGUCCUCUGGUGUGAGGUUACACAGUCACUUCAUUAGGUACACUCGCACAAUGUAAUGAAAAUCCUGCCUUUACAAAGAGAAUAAUGCAUCAGUUAUUUCAUUUCAUUUUAUGAGAGCGUACUACAUUUUAUUCACAAGUUUUUUUAAUGUUUCUUGAAAAAGAUGUAUUGUCCAAAUGUCCUCAAAUAGUGGCCACCACUUAGUAAUAAUAGAGGCCACGCCUCAAUUAAUUGCCAACUGUGUGGCAAAAAACGCCUCACCUCAAAUAAAUGAGCCUUUUUGACCCUCAAGAAAAAAAAUAACAGGUGGGUCUACACACCUUACAUGAUACCACCAUGUCUCGUUGUCAAAUGAACAAUUAUUUAACCAUUUAUACAUGUAUUAAUGAACCAUUUGUACAAUACAAUUGAAUUAAUAAUAUCAAUUAAUUUUUGGGAAAUUAUAAAAAACACGUUGUAUCAUAUCAUCUAUAAUAUUUAUUUCAGUAGAUAUGUGUAUGUAUUUUAUUAUAUUUAGACUUUUUAUUAUUUAUUUAUUUGUAUUAUUAUUUUAUUUAAAUUAGUACCAUUGUAAAAAAACAAAAAAACAAUGCUCUUAUACAAAUCAAACAAAAGGCCCCCUAAACGCCUUACCUCUAAAAAUAAUGUCUGGUACUUUCUGCAGCUGAGUAAAUCGCACCAGUCCACUAUGAGAGGAAAUACAGUAUAGGAGAAAAUAUCAGAUUUGGAAUUGUUGACGUUUUUAUGGGCUGAACACAGGUGACUUUUAUUCGAUUUUUUGUUUUUUACCCCCAAAAUCUUGUUUUUGAAUGAUCGUGUCAGCCGUUUUUUCUGCUCCAACUGUGUGAGGUGUGUCUACUUCUGCACAAAAGUUUCCCAACAGCACCGUUUACUCCUACCUGGACUGUACCAGCAUCCUCAGCGUGUCCAGCACACAGACCACACCUUCUUUCAGUCUAGCGAAGCGUUGUACUUGAAGUCUGCAGGCUAUCUGUCUGUCACUAUCAGUUGCUGUGUGCUGCAGUGCCACAUCACUCUUAAGGUGAUGGAAUGCGCUUUCAAAUGACAAUCACUCUCAAACACAAGGAUAAGCUCUGAAUCUGCACAGAAAAUCGGUGCUUUCCGUUUAGGAGCCGUCAGGCUCCACACCGCCACACAGCCAGGCUAUGUAUGUGCCUUAACCCGGUGUCAUACCACGCACACACACACACACACACACACACACACACACACACACACACAGGUAACACUGUAACACACAAGGAGCCAUGUUAAAUGCACACCAGAUAAGCAUCAGUAAGCCAGCCAUCAUAUUGUACUGUAUUCCAAUAAAACCUUUCAGCAUCCUACUACCAAGGACAGGUUGGACUUCCCAGAGGAAUAUGAAGCAAGAUUUAAACAUGUAGUGAAACGAAGAGUCCAUACUUGUAGUUCCUCUGCGGAAAGCCAUCGUUCUUGUUAUUUUCCUCUGCUUUCUUUUGCGUCAUUUGAAGGCCAUGUCUUGGUGCUACUGUGAGCAGUGCCAUAAAUAGACUCUCUCUGUGUCUACUUUCUUUCCUUUUCCCAAAGUAUAUUUAUUCAUAUUUAAAAACUGCUUCUGCCAUAUGUAACAUGUGUACUUUGUUACUUGCACUUUUUUAAAAAGUUGAAGCCCUUGUAGGAUUUGGAACUGGGCGCCUGCUGUUCCAUGUCUCAGCUGGAGGGAGCGACGUUAAGCCUCCUUGGCCCUUUCUACUGUACUCUUGUAAACAACAGCAAUCAAAUGUGUGUGUGGUUUGGUCAUAUACACUCAUUGGCCAUAACAUGAGGCACACCUGCACAGUCUAAUGAGACCUGCCUAAAAGCAUUACAUUACAUUGUGCAGGCGUGCCUAAUGAAGUGCAUUACAUGUACAAUAAAUAGUAAUAAAUAGGGGUGUCACGAGUCACUGGGUUCAGAAGACGAGAAUGACAUUGAAAAAAUAAAAAAUAUAUAUACUGCAAUCUACUAAUGUGAUUUCUACUACGUCACACUCUGCUGCACUCUGUGUGUAUGCUACCGGCCCCGCCUCCACCUACUGAGAGAAAGAAACUGUAUGACUGACUAAAGGGCUCACUGUGUUCACAUGCGAAGUUGCUGAACACAAUGCACAGAGUGAAUCCGCUUCCUGCCUGUUUGGAGGCGGCAGACGAGGAAAACAGACGCGCGUGCACAUGGCAAUAUACCGAGGCAGGCAAAAUGGUCUAUUUCAGUUUUAAUUUAUUGUGUGAUUUAUUUAUUUAUUAUCCUGCCCACGAGACGUUUUUUUGGGAAGGACAAAUCUUGUCACAUUCUAAUCUCACGAGAGCUUGUGACACCCCUGGUAGUAAAUACAUGCAGGAUGGUGACACGACCGCAAAGUAGGCUUGGAUGACAUUUGUGAGUGUGUGUGAUCCUAAUGUGAAGUUGACUGGACUGCUGGACUCACCGCUUGUGUGCCAAUAUUCAAUGUUUUCAGAUGCCAACAAAUAAACCAAAUGUUUCAACCUGGUGGUUUCUGUACGAUCAUUUGUAGUAAUACGAUCAGAGUGCUCUUGGUACAUUUUUAUGAGUUGGCUAUCACAUCAACGAGAUACUGAAUAUUUAACUUUGUACACAAUAAAGAACACCGUAUUGACCCGAAUAUUUGACUAAGCAAGUCAGAAAAAGACCAACAGGUGGUGCGAAAUGGUUUCUCUCUAAGGCAGUCUGAGGUUUUCUUCCUGUCACUCACAUGUGACCUGAAAUAAUGCAACUAAGGAUG